AAGGAAUCAAGAAGAGACUUUAAAAAUGAAUUGCCUAUCACUGCUCGUGCAAAGGAUAAGUGAACGUGUGAAAAAAGUCAUUAAAACAGCAAGAAUUAAAUAACAGUGAAAUUGCAGAGAAAGAAUGCAUCAGAGAAUUAUAAGACGACACAAAAAAAAACAUGAACUAGACAUCCAAGUGGAAAAGAUGAGAUGAUGCAAUAUACAGAAUGAAAGUAGCAGAGAUUGGUAGAAGAAAACUGGAGCUUUCUAACCUGAAGAAUAUACAGUUUUGAAAACAUACUGCAAGAGUCAAUAUAAAUUAAGAUACACCAUUCCUGGCCAAUAACAGACAAGAUCCACCUUCGAGUCAUCAACAACAGGCUACAAGAUUUAUAGAGCACAUUACGGUAUUUCCUAUUACAAGAACACCCUACUGCUCCUAUUGUCAGAAAGGUUCAUAUUUCUGAUCUGAAGACCACCUCUGGAACAUCCAUUUCUAAAAAUGGCAGGCAAUAACUUUAGUCAAACUUGGUUUGUGAUCAACGAUGCCACAUCUAUAAAUCAAGACACUGAAUUUCAAGUCCAGCAGAUGCAGCUGUUUAAUGAUAGCUGGAAGAUUGCUUUCUUUCUUAUUUUGCUGCUGUUUGUUCUCACUGUAAUUAGCCUGGUUUUAUUAGCAUUUCUCCAUGAACUGCUUCUUUGCUGCUUUUGUACAAAGAGCAAAAGUUUAGAAAGUCUGGAAAAUGAACCCCAAGCUGCAAGAAUUGUGAUGAGUACUAUGAAAAGACAAAGUUGAAAUGGUAUAGAAAAUGAUUUAUCAUGAUAUACAAAUCAAAAUAAAAUAAAUCAUGUCAGAUGGAAAUUUAUUGCCAUUUGAUAUCAAAACGAACGAGAAAGAAUUUGGUGAAAUAGUCAGCAUAGUA
Stegostoma tigrinum is the source of this 905-nucleotide messenger RNA. It is a transcript of the gene smim18, whose product is annotated as small integral membrane protein 18. The record is from RefSeq and is a predicted model, not a curated record. The transcript has 2 exons. The coding region runs from base 485 to 778 and encodes 97 amino acids. NCBI's taxonomy places the organism in Eukaryota, Metazoa, Chordata, Chondrichthyes, Orectolobiformes, Stegostomatidae.